AUGAGGCCCUUUACCGCAGUCACCGCGCUCUGCGGGUUGUUACUAUCCAGCAGCUUAGUAUGCGCCGACGCAUCAUCCAGCUCGCGAGUCACUCUCCCUGCCGGCUUCAAGCCUCAGCAGGCUUUUAAAAAUGUGAACAUGGUUCGGAACACCAACUUGGAGAAGGGAUACGUUCGGGAAACCGUCAAUGUUGUUGUGCAGAAUGUCGAUAAACAACCGCAGAGCGACUACUACCUGCCGUUCCCCUCGGACGUUUUUGACAAGGUCGGAGGACUAGAGGUCCGGGAUAAGAAGACUCCGGAGAAAGGCAGAUUUGACGUGGAGGCCUUGGAGGUUGAAUCGCCAAGUAACUACCAGUACUUUGUCGUUCACUUCCCAAAGCCCCUCGCGCCUUCGUCUCAGAUUACCCUGGGAAUCUCAUACACUCUGCUCAAUUCGCUCACCCCGCGCCCUGCUGCCAUCAGCCAGGCCGACAAGCAGUUCCUCACCUAUUCUUUCUCCGCCUAUACACCAUCUGCGUAUCCAACGGUGACCCAGAAGACCAAAGUCAGAUUCCCCAACACCAAUGUUCCCGACUAUACUACCACCAGCGGGCUCAAGGACGGCUCGGAUCCCGAGCGCCAGGGAGCUACAUACACCUACGGACCCUAUGAUACAGCCAAGGUUGCCCCCGGCACCACUUACCCAAUCACCGUGCGAUAUGAGUUUACCAAGCCCGUCAUUACUGCAUCCUUGCUCGAACGGGACGUGGAGGUUUCUCACUGGGGUGGAAACCUGGCUACCGAGGAGCGUUACUGGCUCCACAACAAUGGUUCCAAGCUCCUCAACCAGUUCUCCCGCGUCCAAUGGACCUUGACAAAUUACCAGCAGCUGCCAUCAUCCGCAGUCCGUGAGCUCAAGUAUCCUCUUAAGCCCGGCGCGGUGGAUCCCUACUUCAUUGAUGACAUUGGCAACGUAUCUACUAGCCGCUACCGGCCCGGAAACCCCCCCAAGCGUGAAGGAUCUCUGGAGCUACGUCCUCGCUUCCCAAUCUUUGGUGGCUGGAAUUAUAGCUUCCGGGUCGGCUGGAACGAUGAGCUGUCCACCUUCUUGCGCAAGGCCGCUACCGGUGCCGAUACCUAUGUCCUCAAGGUCCCUUUCAUCGAGGGUUUCAAGAUGCCCGAAGGAGCCCAGUACGAGAAGGUUGUGGUCCGAGUUAUCCUUCCCGAGGGUGCCCGAAACGUUCAAUACCAGAUCCUGGAAGGGUCAUCCCCCAACGGUCUCCCGGGACCAAGCCAGAUCCAAUCCCAUGUGUCUGAGUACCGGACAUACAUGGACACAUUGGGCCGCGCCACUCUAACCCUUACUACCGAGAAUCUCUCCGAUGAGGCCCGCGACUCUCAGCUUGUGGUUACUUAUGACUACUCUUUCUGGGAUGGCCUACGCAAGCCCUUCACCAUCACCGCUGGGCUUUUUACUGUAUUCGCCGCCGCGUGGUUCGUCGGCAGCCUGGACGUGAGCAUUAAGAAGCGGUAG
This is a messenger RNA of Aspergillus clavatus NRRL 1, 1515 nucleotides long. Its product is annotated as dolichyl-diphosphooligosaccharide--protein glycotransferase subunit OST1. The record is from RefSeq and is a predicted model, not a curated record. The transcript has 3 exons. Gene Ontology annotation, cellular component: oligosaccharyltransferase complex; membrane. Bases 1 to 1515 code for a protein of 504 amino acids. NCBI's taxonomy places the organism in Eukaryota, Fungi, Ascomycota, Eurotiomycetes, Eurotiales, Aspergillaceae.